CUGCCAUACGAAGCGAACAUCAUGUCCGUGCAAAGACCUAAGUGGGUAUGGAAUUUUGACUCAUCAAAUAAUGGUAAAGCAUGUACUAUUGGUAAUGAAAGUUUUCAAGGUUUGAGAUUUACGAAACCUAUGAAAUAUCACAUAAUUAGAGCGCAUAAAGAAGAGUAUAAAAAUACUGCGAAAAAACACAACUGGGUACGGCACUUUUAUAAAACUGAUGAUAAAAGUGACAAUGAGUUAAGCUGCAAACUUUGUAAUAAACGUUAUACAAUACCAACAAUUAACACUACCAAAAUAAUGAAACGUUUAACCGAUCAACAUGAAGACGAUAAAAAAGAAGUGAAAGGUUCUGAAGAUCUUUGGAAUUUUAUUAUAAAAGCUUUAUGUGCAUUUCAAAGAUUUAACGGAAAAAAAAGACAAUGCAAACUUUGUGGAUACAUUUUUCCAAAAAAAAGCAAUUCUUUCAUAUUUAUCGAACAUUUAGAAAAAUAUCAUUAUAAUGAUUAUGAAACUAUAUUAAGGCAACAGAAAUGUCGGUUAUCAAAUGGUUUAAUUUCAAAAUUCGAAUUCGACAGUAUUGAUAUGGAUUUCAAAAGAGAUGUUGAGGACAAUGCUACAUCAGGUCCGUCACCAGCAAUAUAAUACAAAUUUUGACAAUAAUUUGAUUUUUACUAAUCAAAAUAUCAAUGUUCUUAUAAAUAUAUAACUAGCAAACUUUGUACUAACCCAACGUCUCUAAACAUUGAAAGUAUUUAUAUUCUUUGUAUUUAUCGUGUAUUUUGUCUACGUAAUUUAUAUGUAUAGUACACAUAUCUGUUCAGUUUAGUAUACGUACAUACAUAUAUCAUAUAUUUUAUAAGAAUAAGCUUCUAAAUAAACAUACGAUGCAUUAGCAGUAAUAAAAGUAAUAUGGUAAUGACAUGCAUCAAUAAAAUAACGAUCUUCGAUAAAUGUAGUGAUAUGUUUAUUCAAUUUAUAAUAAAUUCCUGAUCAACCUCA
Nylanderia fulva is the source of this 999-nucleotide messenger RNA. The record is from RefSeq and is a predicted model, not a curated record. Lineage: Eukaryota; Metazoa; Arthropoda; Insecta; Hymenoptera; Formicidae.